CCGAAAUCAAAGGCAGAGAGAAACUAGGGUUAGGGUUUAACUUAUAAUUGCGUGAUCGAUUCCGAUUCGAUUGAUUCUCUUCUCUCUCACACGAAGUAGAAACACGAAACUCAGAAUCCAUGGCGACACCAGCGACGACGAAGCGAAAACCGGUGUUCGUGAAGGUGGAUCAGUUAAAACCUGGCACCAACGGCCACACACUGACGGUGAAGGUGGUCAGUUCCAAGCCGGUGAAGACGGUGAGCACCCGCGGCGGUCGACCGACGGUGCUAGCCGCGCGCCCGUCGCGCAUUGCCGAGUGCCUCGUCGGCGACGAAACCGGAACCAUAAUCUUCACCGCUCGCAACGAACAGGUGGACCAUAUGAAUGCUGGCGCAACUGUAAUUCUGCGUAAUGCAAAGAUUGACAUGUUCAAGGGAUCUAUGAGACUUGCAGUGGAUAAAUGGGGGCGUAUUGAGCCCACAGACCCCGCAAAUUUUGACGUUAAAGAGGAUAACAACCUUUCGUUAGUUGAAUAUGAAUUAGUGAAUGUUGUUGAAGAGUGAUUUUGUCUUCUGAGAGUGAAUCUUUGGGGUUUACGGGAGGUUUUAAUUUUUAUUUUGACACCAUUGAACAAUUGGCUGCGUGCAGUUUUCUUAUGGUACAGUCUUUGCUUAUUUAGUCUUAAGAUUGCUGUGGUUAAUUUAAGGAAUGAUAUUUCAGAUCAGUUUUGAAAUGUGACAAUGGUUAAGCUUAAGAUGCAAACGUAAAUAUUAUGUGUUACCUCAAAUAAAUACUGUAUUCAGUCCUUUCUGAACGAA
Messenger RNA from Glycine soja, 800 nucleotides. RefSeq lists its product as uncharacterized. Bases 120 to 545 code for a protein of 141 amino acids. The record is from RefSeq and is a predicted model, not a curated record. Lineage: Eukaryota; Viridiplantae; Streptophyta; Magnoliopsida; Fabales; Fabaceae. The transcript has 2 exons.